Messenger RNA from Trichogramma pretiosum, 1155 nucleotides. RefSeq lists its product as uncharacterized. The record is from RefSeq and is a predicted model, not a curated record. The transcript is spliced from 3 exons. Lineage: Eukaryota; Metazoa; Arthropoda; Insecta; Hymenoptera; Trichogrammatidae. Bases 180 to 524 code for a protein of 114 amino acids.
GCCUGCUAACGGCAAGACGUCGCGCGGAGAUCGGUAUUAUAUACUCGUGCACUACGAUAUCGCGUCGCGUACUGUUGCUUAUUCGUUCAUCGACUUGGAGUAAAUUUGUGAGCUUUCGAGUCGACUUCUUCUAAUCGAUCGAGUGUGCCAAUGAAGGCCUGAAGGCAUUUUCGAUAGCGAUGGAAAACGUCACGGCUAAAAUUACAGAAGGAGCGAUAUGGUCAACGACUCCGUCGUCGUUGACGAACGAAGAGGAGGAUGCUAUAGUGACGCUGGUCGUCGUCGUUAUUGGCAUUAUCGCCGCCGUAAUAUUCCUUUUCUCAAUGGGCCUCUUCAUAGACUGCAGAACUCAAAAAACUGAAAGUCUCAAUAAAAUGCACAAGCGAAAGUCACGUCUGAAAAUGCCGGUGAUCGGUCGAGCGAAUCGUCAAGCGCCUCAAGACGACGCUACGUGCUUUGCCACGGACAUGUGCCCAAACGGCUCGAGCCAGGUACCCGCGGGUCAACUCGACGCCAUUGUUUGAUAAUAAUCAUCGUUCAAAUGAUAACUUUUUUUAAAUGAUAUUAUCAUUUUGCUUAAAUGGGACAUGAAAGUACAUUGACACAAGUAUUUUUUGAAGAAUCUAAGGGAACAAAAUUUGUAGAUUCGAUAAAGUAAGUGAUUAUUUGUCAGCGUAACUUUGAUUAAGUCAAAAAAUGAAUCGUAUGUGUCAACAAUAAGUUGCAGCGAUUGAAAUAGACAUAAUUAUAGAAAAAAAUAGUUAAUUUUUUUACCAAGGAGAACCAUUGGAACAUGUAUUUUAUACGUAAUGUAAACUAACGAUUGUGAUAAUAUUUCAUAAUAUUAAUUUUUAAGACUUUAAAAGUGUAUAAAUUGUAAUAUAAUUUAAGGUUUAUUUUUAUAUAAAACUCACAAGAAAUGAAUGUGAUUAAUAUUUUUUACUAAAGUAUUAGCCGUAAAAACCACACACCUGAUGCAUACUUGGUGUGAAAGUCAUCUAUUUUUAUUUAUUUUUUACCAUAUUUAAGCUUUGUGUAAACGAAACAGAUUAAUGAAAAAGUACGUCCAUACAAAUAAAACUAAAUAUUAAACUUUGAUCUGAAUGUUAUCGAAUAUAAAGUAUGUCAAUAAAUAAAAGAAACUUUCAUAUUGUA